AUGAGUUACGGCGGUGGUUACAGGGGCCGCAGAAGUGGUCACUACGAUUCCCGUCGUGAUGACCGCCGACCCCCAGAGACUGAGAGCCAAAAGCUACGAAAUUUAAUUCUGAAGUUCGGUGAAGGCUCUGAGUUUCACCCUUCAUCUGAGCUGCCUGUCAUUGCCCAGGCACUACGGGCAGGAUUUGCUCAGAAUGCUCCGGGGAUUGUAGAAGGAUUUCGAAUGGCCAUAAUCGAGCAACCUUACAAGACCCUUUACCUGGCCGCAUUACUUACUCUCCUGUCGUCUAAGUCUACUGCUCAGACUGAAGGGUCAAAUUCUGACCCCGCGCAGGUGGUUUUCGAUGAAUUAUGCAAGUCUUUUCAAACAACUCUUGAUAAACUUGAGUGGAGACAAAUUCGUCUAUAUACACACUUCUUCGCAUGUCUUACGCUUUCCAAGGCGGUCUCGCCUUCUUCUUUUCUCGACCUGCUCCAGUCGUUUCUCGUCGUACUCGACGAGCCUGGUGUUUCGUACGAACGUUUGCACGCUGCAGCGGCCUGCGCCGGUGAAGGUCUUAUGAGGGCGGGCCCUGCCCUUUACUCCUUCAACCCGAUAGCAGUAGAUGCCAUCAUAUCUACCAUCAACAGCUCUGGGGAACCACAUGCCCCCCAACGGACUAUAAGUCGCCCCAUACUGGACCCAAAUCCUCUUGUUCUCCCUGAGGCAGACGUGUAUCUCACAUCUCUUGUUGGUGCUCUAACAUCUUUGCGCGACAAAUCCUUUGAAGCACUACCAGAAUGUUUACCGCAACCUCACACACUCUUCCCCGAGCCCACGAAACUCCUUGACAUUCCUCCUUCCUUGGUGCCUCCUGAAGAGAUUGAUUUUGAUCGUGCAGUAGAUGAAGAACUUAAACGGAAAGAGCUUAUGCCCGCAAUCAGUAUUCGGAUGUUCGGAAAUGACGUCACACCGGAUCCAUCGUCUCCAGCCGGAUUCAUGAUCCGCUCCGGUCUUUCAGAUGUCAUCAACAUUUUCGAAGUCAAUAGGAAGGAAUGCGCCCGGAUUUUGUUGGAAAUGCCGCGUUGGUUUGUAUGGGGCACUUUUAGAGGGAAAUCUAGUAAUUUUGUCCGAGCUUACCUUACUGCCUCUUCCCCCCAAACGAUAGUUUACUACUUUGCACUGGUCACGGAUCUGUGCAAACUGUCCCCACAAACUGUCGGCCCCGCCGUAGGCAAGUCCUUCAGGAAAUUGUACGCUUUUCUGGGUAAUGGGCUGGACGUGGAGAUAUCGAGGCGUUACUGCGAAUGGUUCGCAAUGCACAUGAGUAACUUUGGCUUCAACUGGGUUUGGAAAGAAUGGAUUCCGGACCUAGAACUGCCUUUGUAUCAUCCUAAGCGCGUGUUUAUCCGUCGCGUCAUCGCUUUGGAAAUUCGUCUGGCGUAUUACGACCGAAUCCUCAAAACCCUCCCUGAACCCUUUACAACUCUUGAAGCCAGAUGCAUUCCAGACGAGGCCCCUGGACCUGAGUUUGAAUACGAGAACCAACAGCAUCCGUACUACGAGCCUGCGCAGUCACUGUUGAACCUGAUACGCGGUCGCUCACAGAUCGAAGAAGUCGUUCAGUUCGCAGAGUCGAUGCGAUCCAAUCUCUCGGAAACCGUUACACUGGCGGAUGGCGCGACGUCGGACUCUGUCGUCCGUUCCAUCACAAUGCAAAUCCUCCUCCAUGUCGGCUCCCGAUCGUUUUCCCAUUUCUUGAAUGCGAUUGAAAGAUACCUUCCACUGCUGCGUUCGCUAGGCUCUGACCCCCAGGAUAAGCUCGAUUUUUUGAAUGCAGCUGCUUCGUUCUGGCACAGAAAUGGCCAGAUGAUUGGCAUUGUGUUCGAUAAGCUUAUGCAAUAUCAGAUUGUGGACCCCACCGACAUUAUUGGAUGGUGUUUUGACAAUGCGGAGCGGAGGAAAAGGGACGAUGACGGUACGGGUUCACCAGGAACGCUCUCCUUCCGAGAAUGGGAUUUGGUGAAGGCCGCGCUUGACAAGGCCAUCGGUCGAGUUGCGAUUGCACAAAACCGCGUGCAGCUACUGCGCAAGGAGGAAGAGGAAGCGAAGGCGAAACUAACUGCUGGACAGACCCGCGUAGAUGAUGAUGGCAUGGAAGUUGAUACAAACGGGGUUGGUCGAGCUGUUUUCGAGAAUCUCAACACUGCCCUUAAAGCGCGCUCAAUUCUCACGCGUGAGCAGAAGGCAGCUCUCGCUCGCAUCCUUGAUGGUUUCGUUUCGUCGCUUGUGCUGCAGGCCACUGUGGGUCAACUGGACACGCUAAAACCAGGUCAUUGGGAUCUCCGAGAACAAUGGACACAGGCGCAAUGGCAGUACUGGGAGACAUUUGGGUGGUAUCGCCAUUUUUGCAGAAACUACCUUGCUCAGCUCAAGUCGUACACUGUCACUCUUGAGUCCGGUCCUCUUGCAAAAGCAACAGUGACCGGAGACCGGGCUGCUGCAGGCACCCUUAUGAUGAGCGUCUGGAAUGUCGCUCUCGGCCGGGGCCAUUCAUGA
Messenger RNA from Cantharellus anzutake, 2538 nucleotides. RefSeq names its product armadillo-type protein. The transcript is spliced from 13 exons. The coding region runs from base 1 to 2538 and encodes 845 amino acids. Gene Ontology annotation, biological process: mRNA export from nucleus; nuclear-transcribed mRNA catabolic process, nonsense-mediated decay. Gene Ontology annotation, cellular component: nuclear cap binding complex; nucleus. The record is from RefSeq and is a predicted model, not a curated record. Gene Ontology annotation, molecular function: mRNA binding; RNA cap binding. Lineage: Eukaryota; Fungi; Basidiomycota; Agaricomycetes; Cantharellales; Hydnaceae.